Salmo salar (Atlantic salmon) is the source of this 2982-nucleotide messenger RNA. It is a transcript of the gene slc29a1a, whose product is annotated as solute carrier family 29 member 1a. Gene Ontology annotation, cellular component: plasma membrane. Gene Ontology annotation, biological process: uridine transmembrane transport. NCBI's taxonomy places the organism in Eukaryota, Metazoa, Chordata, Actinopteri, Salmoniformes, Salmonidae. Gene Ontology annotation, molecular function: nucleoside transmembrane transporter activity. The record is from RefSeq and is a predicted model, not a curated record.
AACACGACGUUUUGGAAAGUUCAGAUAUAAACGUGUUAUGUAAACAUAGAGACAGUAGAACAAGGAAUCAUUUCGGCUCUAUUCAUGGUAUUUAUAUCUGCAAAGUUCAACAACGUAUGGCAACUGAACGUGGCCCUGCUGGGGUUUAUUCAUUAUGCCAAGUAUGUUGCAAAACGUUUCGUCUGUUUCUUUUGCAAAACGUUUUUCAAUCAACGGUUUCCGUUACAAGAUGUAAUGAAUACACACCCCUGACUCUUCACUAUUUCGUAAAUUCGGAAUCUAUUCUGGACAGCGUUGAGGACAGACUACUCUUCUCGCGCUAAGAUAUUCCACUGGUCACCCCUAAAGCCAAUUCCUCCUUUGGCCGCCUUUCCUUCCAGUUCUCUGCUGCCAAUGACUGGAUCGAACUGCAAAAAUCACUGAAGCUGGAGACUCAUAUCUCCCUCACUAGCUUUAAGCACUGCUGUCAGAGCAGCUCACAGAUCAUUGCACCUGUACAUAGCCCAUCUAACCGUGACACAUUUUGACUUAAGAGCUGGUUCCUGCAGUACAAUGACGGUCAUCAACGCUCCACAGGACAAGUAUAAUGCGGUAUGGAUAAUUUUCUUUGUCCUUGGCUUGGGAACCCUCCUGCCAUGGAACUUCUUCAUGACUGCAACCAUGUACUUCACCAGCCGACUGAAGGACCCGGCCGUCGAAGGCUUAGUGAAUCUGACGGCCAACGCCACGGUAGUUGAGGCAGACACGAGGAACGUCCUGGAGUCCAAGUUCAACAAUGUGAUGACCCUGUGUGCCAUGGUGCCCCUGCUCAUCUUCACCUGCCUUAACUCCUUCAUCCACCAGAGGAUCCCUCAGAAUUACCGUAUCGCCGGCUCCCUGUCUGUGAUCCUGUUGGUGUUCCUGUUGACGGCAGUGCUGGUCAAAGUGGACAUGAGCCCUCUCACCUUCUUCUGUCUCACCAUGAUCAAAAUUAUCUGCAUCAAUUCGUUUGGGGCAGUGCUGCAGGGCAGUUUGUUUGGCCUGGCUGGGAUGCUGCCAGCCUCCUACACUGCACCUAUCAUGAGUGGACAGGGCCUCGCCGGGACCUUCGCUGCCUUCUCUAUGAUCUGUGCCCUGGCCAGUGGCUCGGCCCUACAGGACAGUGCCUUUGGCUACUUCAUCACAGCGUGCGUGGUCGUCUUCCUGGCCAUCUUGUCCUACUUCGCUCUGCCCAGAAUGGACUUUUUCCAGUACUACCUGGAAAGUAAUGGAUCCAGGCCAGCCGGCAGAGAUGAGGAGAACAAGAUGGACCUUUUGAAAAAAGCUAACAGCAAAAGGGGAUGUUAUUUGACAGACAGUCCAGCACAGAAGAGGCCGGUGGUCAGUCUGACAGAGGAGGAAACUAGGUCCACCAUAUCUGUGUUUGCCAUCUUUAAACGGAUCUGGGUAAUGGCCCUCUCUGUGUGCUUCGUGUUCACCAUCACCAUCGGAACAUUCCCUGCAGUCACAGUUGAUGUCAGGUCCACCGUGGCCGAUGGGGGAGCCUGGGAUAAAUACUUCAUCCCUGUGUCGUGUUUCCUGCUCUUCAACGUGAUGGACUGGGCAGGCAGAAGUCUGACGGCUGUGUGUAUGUGGCCCGGUAAGGACAGCAUCAUCCUGCCAGUCAUGGUGGGUCUCCGUGUGGUCUUCGUGCCUCUCUUCAUGCUGUGUAACGUCCAGCCCAGGAACUACCUGCCUGUGCUGUUCGCCCACGACGCCUGGUACAUCCUCUUCAUGAUCUUCUUCUCCUUCAGCAACGGAUACCUGGCCAGCCUCUGCAUGUGCUUCGGACCAAAGAAAGUGGCACAACACGAAGCAGAGACAGCCGGCGCCAUCAUGGCAUUCUUCCUGUCUCUGGGUUUGGCUCUGGGAGCAGCCCUGUCCUUCAUCUUCAGAAUCAUUAUCUAGACCCGAGAACACUUUCUUCUAACCAACCUGCUGUGGAGGUGAUGGGGGUUGGAGGUUGGAGGAGGUGGUGAACUUUUCUCUGUUAAUUGUUUUGUUCUUCGCAUACGGGAGCAACGCUACAACACUCGGAAGCAGCCAGCCUCAGAGAGUCUGUGCUUCCCCUCCUGCCACUGACUGAUGAUACUCUUUCAUUAUGAAAGAAUGCAAAGUUCAUCUAGUUCAGCUGCCUAUGUUACUGCUCUCAUAUCUUGUUCUAGUUGCCAACAUCUAUAUGUCUCUCUCAUCCUUCAAGGACCAUGGUGGAAGACAAGAGUUCUCUCCACUCAAGGGAUUAUUUCAGUUUAUUGAUCAAAAUGCCGCUAUGAGCCGUGUAUAUUUAUAUGGAUUGUGAAACUACCCAGCUUUUUGUGUCUUGGUGUGUUAUCAUUGAAUUGUAUAGGCAUUCUAGUUUAGAAUGUUUUAAAUCUCAAUGGAGUUUUACCAGCCUACGUCAGUGUGUAAAUGCUCAUUGUGGUAUAGCCUUGCCAUGACAUGUAAAGGUAUUUUAUAGUAUUUGAAUAUCUUUACCACAGUGACAUAUGUAGCUAUUAAUUACAUGCGUUGUGCUAGUGGACGGUGAGGGUAGGAGAGUUUGUAAACUCACCUGAUCAUUUGUUCUGCCAGUUUGUGCCAUAUCUAGUUUUGAGUGCUCUAUUUUAAAACCGGAUUGGCACAAGUUAAAUUUGCCUGGUUCGUAUCAAUCAGGUUGUUUUUAUGAAUAAAAAAAUAUGCAACGUGCCAAGGGCUUUAAAGUACAAAAUAUUUUGCUGUGCAACCUUUUUAAUUUGGGAGCACCAGUGCAACAAACAUCUAAUAUAUGUGUGUGUUCAUAAUUGUAAUAAGGCUUUGCUGUACCGUUGUUUCCCAAGCGCAUAAUCGUUAGCGUCAUGCUUGCACCAUUACUACAGCGAAAAUAGUUCGAAAGAUUUGACCCAUAUUACUGGUGGAAAGUUUUUUUUAUCUUCCUGUAAAGGAUUGGGGGGCUGCAUUUUACAUUCAUAAACAGUUCUAAAACUC